Coffea eugenioides is the source of this 496-nucleotide messenger RNA. RefSeq names its product berberine bridge enzyme-like 22. Bases 83 to 496 code for a protein of 137 amino acids. The record is from RefSeq and is a predicted model, not a curated record. The transcript has a single exon. NCBI's taxonomy places the organism in Eukaryota, Viridiplantae, Streptophyta, Magnoliopsida, Gentianales, Rubiaceae. Gene Ontology annotation, molecular function: flavin adenine dinucleotide binding; oxidoreductase activity.
UAGCACGCCUGCUUAUUACAAGGCAAAAUCUGAUUUUGUUACACGACUAAUACCAGAUAAGGCAUGGGUAUUGAUAAAGAAAAUGUUUCUUGAAGAAGACAGCCCCAUGAUGAUAUUAGAUCCUUUUGGUGGAAGAAUGAGUCAAAUUUGCGAGUCUGAACUUCCAUUCCCACACAGGAAUGGGACAUUGUAUAACAUACAAUACUUGAUGAAUUGGAAGCACAAUAACCAAAAUGAGAGCAACAAGCAUAUUGAAUGGGUAAGAAGGCUCCAUAAGAAAAUGGAGCCAUUUGUUUCUCAAUCUCCUAAAGCUGCAUAUAUCAAUUACAGGGAUCUUGAUUUGGGGGUCAAUGGAGAGGGGUACAAGUAUGAAGAAGCAAAGACAUGGGGAGAAAUGUAUUUCAAAGACAAUUUUGAAAAGUUGGCAAGGAUAAAGAGUAAGGUUGAUCCUAACAACUUCUUUAGGAAUGAACAAAGUAUUCCACUUUUAUUUUGA